This is a messenger RNA of Panicum hallii, 2466 nucleotides long. Its product is annotated as ABC transporter G family member 11-like. Gene Ontology annotation, molecular function: ABC-type transporter activity; ATP binding; ATP hydrolysis activity. Bases 103 to 2259 code for a protein of 718 amino acids. Lineage: Eukaryota; Viridiplantae; Streptophyta; Magnoliopsida; Poales; Poaceae. The record is from RefSeq and is a predicted model, not a curated record. The transcript is spliced from 8 exons. Gene Ontology annotation, cellular component: membrane.
CUUGCUUGGGCGGCGGGAGUGGAACAGCUCGACUCGUCGCCUCGUCGGCAAGCACGGAGAGAGCUGACCGCCGAAAGCAAGGUAGCUUUUAGCUAGCUAGCCAUGGCGGCCACGUCGCCGCUGCCGCGGUGGGCGCCAACGCCGAGCCCGUCGCGGCCGCUCUGGCGCUGGGGCGGCGGCACGCCCGACGCUUCCGCCCGGGCGGCCGCUGGCCGCGGCGGUGGCUGGUCGCUCGGGAGCGUCUUCGCGUGGGCCACGGGCGGCGGCCUGCACCGUGGUGGCGGCACCGCGUCGAACGGAUCAGGAGCAGGAGCGCUAGCGCCGCCCGGCGGCGGCGGCGGCGGCGUCUGCGUCCCCGGAUCGGGGUGCGAGAUGAUGCCGCCGGCGUCGCCGUCGGCCGCGGGCGACGCGGACCCCACAGUGUUCCUAACGUGGGAGGACGUGCGCGUGACGGUGGCGGGCGGCGCCCACGGCGCGCCGCCGGUGGAGAUCCUGGACGGGGUGAGCGGGCACGCGCGGCCCGGGGAGGUGCUGGCCAUCAUGGGCCCGUCCGGGUGCGGCAAGACCACGCUCCUCGACACCCUCGCAGGAAGAUUAGGACCUGGCAUGAAUAAAACAGGGCUGAUUUUAAUCAAUGGCCGGCAGAAGAAGCUUGCCUAUGGAACCUCAGCAUACGUGACCCAAGACAACGUGCUCAUGUCGACGCUGUCAGUGCGCGAGGCCGUGUACUACUCGGCGCAGCUGCAGCUGCCGGACACGAUGCCGGCGCCGGAAAAGCGGGCGCACGCGGACAGGGUGAUCCGGGAGAUGGGGCUCGGCGACGCCAUGGACACGCGCAUCGGCGGGCGGAUCACCAAGGGCAUCAGCGGCGGGCAGCGGAAGCGGGUGAGCAUCUGCAUCGAGAUGCUCACGCGGCCGCGGCUGCUCUUCCUCGACGAGCCUACCAGCGGGCUCGACAGCGCCGCCUCCUACCACGUCAUGAGCCACAUCACUCGGAUCGCCGUCCGCGAGGGGAUGACGGUCGUCGCUGCCGUGCACCAGCCCAGCGGCGACGUCUUCGAGCUCUUUCACGGGCUCUGCUUGCUCGCCGCCGGCAAGACGGUGUUCUUUGGGACAAUCUCCGAUGCCACUGAGUUCUUUACUCUGAACGGCUUUCCAUGUCCACACCUGAGAAGCCCAUCCGACCAUUUCCUGAGAACAAUCAAUAAAGACUUUGAUGAGGAAAUUGUGGAGAGUUCUAAAACAAACAGAAAAACAGCAGCUGAAGCAAUAGACAUUCUGACGACCGCAUACAAAUCCUCCAGUUAUGCAGAAAAAACUACGUAUCAAAUAGUUGAGAUGAAACACAUGGAUGGAGCUUCAUUUAGGAGAAGAGAUCAAGCAAGCUUCUCCACAAAGCUCCUUGUGCUCACAAGGAGAUCAUUCUUAAAUAUGCACAGGGACAUAGGUUACUACUGGAUGCGUUUGGCCGUCUAUAUGGGCAUUGGAUUAUGUCUUGGCACAAUCUUCUACCAAGUCGGCUAUAGUUACAGUUCUAUCCAGAGUCGAUGUGAAGUAAUAAUGUAUACCACCGCACUCUUAACUUUCAUGGCCAUUGGAGGAUUCCCAUCUUUUGUAGAGGACGUAAAGGUAUUCAGAAAGGAGCGGCUGAGUGGGCACUACGGCGUGUCAGAAUUUGUGAUCUCAAACACCCUUUCAGCCACUCCGUACUUAUCUGUCAUUGCUGUAUUACCCGGCGCAAUGCUAUACUACCUCACUGGACUAACAAAGGGCGUGGAUCACUUCACCUACUUCGUCAUCGUCCUUUGCAUAUGUUGCCUGCUGGUUGAGAGCAUGAUGAUGAUUAUCGCUGCAAUCGUUCCGGACUUCCUGAUGGGGAUCAUCAUCGGAGCUGGAGUGCAGGGGGUGAUGAUGCUCAAUGGGGGCUUCUUCCGCCUUCCCAGCGAGCUCCCGAAGCCGAUAUGGAAGUACCCUUGCUACUACAUGUCGUUCCACAAGUACGCGGUGCAAGGAUUCUACAAGAACGAGUUCAUGGGGCUGACAUUCCCAAGUGAUCAGCUGGUCGAGACCAAUGCCACCAUUAGCGGAAUUCAGAUCCUGAAGAGCAAGCUGGAGGUGGAGAUGGGGUACUCGAAAUGGGUUAACCUCGCCAUCCUGUGUGGUAUGAUGGUGAUAUACAGGAUCAUCUUCUUCGCUAUUGUCAAGAUUACUGAGACAAUCAGACCCAAAUUGGGAGGCAAACUAGGAUGUGUUAGAUAGGUGCCUUCUGUUCAUGUUUCUUUUUCGCAUUGUUCAGUCAGUUUUCUGGCCCAAUUAUAUUAACCCCACCAUGUCUCAUCUUAAGGUGAAGCGGUGCGUGGUAUCUUUAUUGUGGGAAUAAUCAGUAAAACCACGGCAAAAAGAAAUUUGUAUAGUCUACGAAUAAAUAUGGAUAUGGCACCGACAUACAACAAUCCGAUUUCGUCU